Messenger RNA from Ostertagia ostertagi, 345 nucleotides. NCBI's taxonomy places the organism in Eukaryota, Metazoa, Nematoda, Chromadorea, Rhabditida, Trichostrongylidae. The record is from the annotation of a GenBank genome assembly.
AGUCCCCCUUGUGUUCCACUGAGUACUGCACUUGAACCGUCUUUAGAGGUUGCGAGACGAGACAGCACUUCCGAUAUCUUGAGCCCAUCACGGUAUAAGUCACCACGCCAUUUCGUCUCCAACAAGGUGGUACUCGAAUUACGCUCGAAUUUGCAAUCUGGACGCAAAAGCAGUUGCAGUACUGGUGAUGAGAUCGCGUGCGAUUUUUUAAUCGCUGGUUGCGACGCAAAACCGGAUGUGCCUGCACCGUGUCAACGACCAUCUGUUAAGUUGAAUCGUGCUCCUAGUUACACUGGCAAUCUCAUGGGCAUACGCGAUGAAAACGUCUUCAUCAAAGACGAUGCA